AUGACUAAGCGACAGACAAAACAGAUCAAGGAUAGAUUAGACAGAAUUUUAAAGAAGCUGGAUGAUCAAGAUGAUGAUGAACCAUUUAUUUCAUCAUCAGAUCAAGAAAGCGACUCAGAAAUACACAUAAACAAACACGAUCUAAGUGAAAUAAGUGAAAUAUCAUCAAUUGAAUCAAUUAACAUAGAUUCUAUACUUGAACCACAACCUAAAAGAGUACCAGAAGCAAAAAUUUCAAAUUCGAAAAUUUCAAAAAUUCCAGUUAGAUCAAAAAUAGAAGAAAAAAACCUUCCAAGACCAUCGAUACGUGAACAGAAACCAUUACAUCCAGUUGUUGCAUACAGUCAGAGUGCAAAACAAUAUGCAACUAAACCCGAAAGACCUGUUAACUUUUUUGCAGUUGAUUACUCUCAAUUUGAGCAUGCUAUUGUCUGUAUUUACAAAGGAAUUGAUUUUCCUCGCCCAAGACAAGGUGAAAGAAGUACUUAUGUUUUAAUGAGGCUUCAUGAUCAAAUUCAGGAACUUGUUACGCCUAUAUCUUUCGAUUCACAUGAAGCAAUUUACAAUGCUGGAUUCAAACUUGAUACUUUAGGUUUAGAUUUCGAAAAUUUCACACCAGUUAUUGAAGUUUAUGAUUUCCAUGGAGAAAACGACAAAGAACUUAUUGGUGUAGGUUACAUACAACUGCAGAUUGCUAAAAAGCAAGAUAGAAUAUGCACUGUUUUGCAUGAUUCCUGGGUAAAUAUUUAUACACUGAAAUCCCACAUUAAAUGCGGUAAAGUACUUAUGACAUUUAUAUUCUACGAUAAUGAGGACGAUAUCAAAGGAAUGAUCAAAAACCCAACAGAAAGUCAAGAAAAAGUUGAAAAAACUGUUGAACAACCAAUCAAACAACCAGUUCAAGAGAGGCCUGUGAAGAAAGAAUCCAUGGCUGUUCAGGCCGAAGUUGUAGACAUCCCAUCGGAGACAGAUGACAACUUAUUCGCUUCAGAUGAUUUUGAAAUUCCGAUAAGGCAAGAAAAAGCAUGGAAAAGUAGAGUUUGGCAAGGACAGGAGCGAAAAGCAGAAGCUGUGGGCAAAGAAAAUGCACUUGAUGAAUCUUUUUCAAGUGAAGUUUCAACAAAAAGCUUUCAUAAGAGAAAACCAGCAAAACCAAAUAUUCAAAGUAAAAUUCGAUUUGUUACAGAGAUAAACGAUUCUGAUGAUGAAGUUGAAAAUAAAACAGAUGGACAACAAAAUUCAGAAUCGAGUAUGAUAUCGAACUCAAGCAGUUUCUUUACUAAAAGGAAAUCCAAAGCCCAAAAGGUCAAUGAACAACCUAAAUCUCAGUAUGCUAGCUAUGCAGAUUAUGGAUUAUGGAGCUAA
Molecule: messenger RNA, 1365 nt
Organism: Trichomonas vaginalis G3
Lineage: Eukaryota; Parabasalia; Trichomonadida; Trichomonadidae
Product: C2 domain (calcium/lipid-binding domain, CaLB) family
Exons: 1
Coding region: 1-1365 (454 amino acids)
Source: RefSeq, a predicted model, not a curated record